CGACUCAUCCUUGCUACCGAACAUCCGUGCUUUGCAGCUACAGCGGUGCUUUUACAGCUAGUUAUUGAAUAGAACUCGAAGUAGAAUAACCACUUUCAUUUCGGAGUUUACAAAAUGGGGGACGAGCAACCAGAAACGCUACAGGUCCGUCUCAGUAGGCCUGAUUCUGGAUUAUCAUGGGGAUUUCGGUUACAAGGUGGCACGGAUUUUAAUACGCCUUUAUCUGUACAAGUGGUUCAACCAAAAAGUGUAGCAGAAAGAUGUGGGUUGAGAGCAGGGGAUGGAAUUGUGCGCAUCAACAAUCGGAACACAGACGGACUGACGCACGAACAGGCUAAGAUGGAGAUCAUACGCUCAUGCAAUGACAUUGACAUGCUUAUUAUGAGGGGGGCAGUUCAGAUCUGGCGUCCGAAGGUGACACCGAUGUCUGAGUUGAAGCCGACAGAGAAACCUCAACCGAUCCACACGGCCACUGGAGACCAGGUGUUCACCACACAGAAAACAUCCCUGGCCAGGGAUCACCAAGAUGAGUCAAACAAUAUUGGCAGUUCCUAUAACCGUUCUGCAAAACCGUUUGGGGGCCAAGCACCCCGAGUGCAGACGAACCUCCCAACCUAUCCUACGUACCCUGGCACCCAAAAUAACUAUGGCGGUAACUACGGUCCAACUCCUGAGUCACCAAAGAAGGCAGUGCCCAAUGUAGUGCAUGCCCAGUUUAACACUCCCAUAGGGCUGUACUCCGCGGAUAACAUCGCGCACACGUAUGCUCAGCAGACGUCUGGAAUUCAGAAGGAAAUGCAGAACCUAGACGUGGAGGACGCCCCAGUGGGACAGAAGUUUACGGGCACUUAUCAGCGUCUGGACUCAUCUGACUCACAAAACUUUGGAACUACGUAUGGCUCCCCUAAAGGUGAUGAUGUCAACAGUUCUUGUGGUCCCCAGUCUGGAUCACCCACAAGCUUUCAGAGUUACCAGGCUUGGUCUCCCAAAGGCUUGCAGAAUGUCCAGUCCAUUGAAAGCUUGCAGGAUGUUCGGAAUGGUGUGAACGGGGAUGAGCAUGACCCAACAGAUACUAACUCUGUUUUUAACAGUAGUUCCCAGCCAGGCGGUUUCCGGUCUGUUAAGGCGCCAACGGCAACAUCUAACCCUGCACCACCUCCAAAACAGGAGAGUAUGCAUUGUACAGGAUGCGGGAAUCUAGUCACGGGUGUGUUUGUGAGGAUCAAGGGUAUGCCAUAUCAUGAGAAAUGCUUCAAAUGUGCCCGCUGUGGAGUCUUCCUCAAGCAAAAAGGUUAUUUCAUGAUUGAAGGACAACUCUGUUGUGAGGUGCACGCUAGGCAGACGGCCCAGGCCCCUGGGGAUAAUAUGAGAUACGCUGGAGCUGUUUAUAAUUAAUAUGCACGGGGUGGCAGUAUAUGAUAGGAUGCAGAUGUUUCCUUAUGUGUGAUGUAGUGUUUCCGUAGUAACAAAAUGUACACCUUGUGACCUUCACCUUAAUCUUACCUCAUCUCCAAAUCAACCAGGAGAACAAAGAUUGGAUUUCAAUUGGAUUUUCAUUGAGUGCCUUAUUUUUUAUUUUAUUUUUUGGGUGAACAAUCCUUUGUGAAUUCAUUUUUGUCUCCUUGACAUGUCUUUAAAGUUAUCAAAUAUGUUUCACUUGCUACUUGCUUUUACUAAAUUAAGUUGUAUGAAAGAAUAAACAUUGAGGAAUAAAACAUGAUAUUGUCAUGAAAAUGGCUUGUUUUUUAAUGGGUGGAUGCACAAUUGUUCUGUUAACAUGCUGUGUUUAAAUUUCAAGGUUUCUAUCAUAAAAGUUUUCAAUUUAGUGUGUACAAACAAAGCACACAUUUCAUUAUAUUUCCAUCAAAUUUUUUAAAAGCUAUGUAAAGAUUGUGGGUUAAACUACAUAGUUUGUAUGUGUGCAAGUUAAGGCCUUAAGUACUGAUAAAUGUAUCAUUUUAUUCACUGGCAUAAUUGAUGAUUGUAUAAUAUUUAAUAUAUUCAAGGACAAUUUUUCCCCAAUAGUUUUUAAUGGUAGAAACAUUGCAAAAGUUGUUGAUUUACAUUGGUUAGUUUAUACAAGAAAUCGGGCAUUAUUUUUUUGAAUAUAUAUUUUUAUGUCUUUGAUAUUUGAGCAAGUCCUUACACAUCUGGCAUUUACGUAAUUUUUUUAACUUGCAGUUUUUUAUCAGCAAACAUUUUUCAAUAUUUACGCGUAAUGUGAUGUUGGUUUGCCAAUUAUAUGCCAGCAAAUAAUAGCAUUAUGUAAUUUUUAAAUAAAUGUUUUGAAUAUUUUCUGCAAAUAAAUACAAUUGAAAAAUUGUAUGUUUCGGUGCUAAUUUUCAUCUACUGAUAUGGUCUAUUGUUUGUUAAUAUUUUAUAUUCUGAGAAAACCAUUGAUAUAUGAAUGUUAUGGCAAUAUGUGGUAUCAGUUCUGUGUUGGUGCUAUUUGGUUUGUUGUGAGAUUUGUUUAGAUAUUGUAGUGUGUAGUGUACAUGUACAAUGUUGUUUCCUAUGUACUUAACUUAUGUACAUAGUUUAAUGUUUAUUUACUUGUUAUUGUUUAUGUUUUUUUUAUAAAUGGCACGCAAAGGUCAGUAAAAAGUUGGUAUAUUUCAUAUUAAUAAUGCACAUUUAAGUUCUGUUCUUCCUUUUUGUUUGAUUAUUUACUGUUCAGUGGUCUAAAGUUGCACAGUUGAAUGACUUUAUACAUUUGUCCCAUAUUUUAAAUGCCAUUAUGAAAAAAUGCUUGUUUUACGUCUUUGCUUUAAAAAAAGUUAAAGCUGUAUUGUUAGAUUGUGUUUUAGUGAAAAACAAAUGUACCAUUUUCCUCAAUAAAAACUUUAUUGUACCAAGAUGACUAUGUAACGUAAGCUUAUUUGACAUCCUUCGGCUUCUUGUUUUCUGUUGAACAAAGUCAUAAUAUGCUCCUUACAUGUAUGUGUGUUUGAGUUUCUAUGUGUGUUUUUUAUAAUUUACCUUGAUCAGAGAAAAAAUGCAUGCAACAUUACCUUUCCUCUCAGGUGAGCAUUUUAAAAUUAGCAUAAUAAUUACCUUUUGUUUUAUUUAAUACUUUCCUAUUUUUAUUUAUUAUUCAUUUUCACUAUAACAUUUUCCCUGAUGGUGUGUUAAUUUGCCAAGUUUCAUGGAUGCGGAUUUAUGUAAACUAGCAAUAUUGUGGGUUUUUCGUAGUGUUAGUCCAUAGUCAUGCAAGAAAUCUGUCUAGAAUUGCUCUUGUUUAUGUUCAUAUUGUUUUUCUCUACAAAUGUUUAAUUCUCUAUCGCCAUAAUUAUAAAUUCUAUAAUGAGGUCAGCAAAUGACUUCAUAGGGUAUGCAAUACAUCAUUGUUAUAUAUCGUAUAGUAUUUGACAUCUGAUUCAGUUCUCUAAUAUAAUUAUAAAAGUAUAGAUGCCAUAAUCUUGUAUAAAAAUGAUCAAUUAUAUUUUGAAUAUUAAAAGGAGUUAUGUAUAUUGUUAAUUUAAAAAUAACCGUUUAUCAUAUAUUUUUGUUUGCGUCAUGGUUUGUGAUAAAUGAAAUCUUUCACACUUUCAAGACAUCUACAAAAUGUGCACCUACAUGUAGACAUCAAUUUAUGGAGCAAAUGAACACACUAAAAUAUUUCAGAAUGUUAUGUUUCAAACUUUAAGUAUAAAUGUUAGGUUUAUAUUCUAAUGUAUUUAAGAAUGGCGUAUGGAAACAUGUACCCUGUUUAAAAGACUUCAUUGUUUGGCACUGCUUUACUUGGCACUGCUCAUGUUAAUGAUGUUUAACUGCAAUAGCUUGGCAAUUCUUUUACCCUGUAAUCCUUCAUGAAUCUUUGAGUUUGUUACCAAUAUAUUAUACAUAGAUCUGAAUAAAUUUGUUGAAUUGGA
This is a messenger RNA of Dreissena polymorpha, 3872 nucleotides long. RefSeq names its product PDZ and LIM domain protein Zasp-like. Gene Ontology annotation, biological process: heart development; actin cytoskeleton organization; muscle structure development. Bases 115 to 1395 code for a protein of 426 amino acids. Gene Ontology annotation, molecular function: muscle alpha-actinin binding; actin binding. The transcript is spliced from 9 exons. The record is from RefSeq and is a predicted model, not a curated record. NCBI's taxonomy places the organism in Eukaryota, Metazoa, Mollusca, Bivalvia, Myida, Dreissenidae. Gene Ontology annotation, cellular component: stress fiber; filamentous actin; adherens junction.